UAUAAUUAAGUCUUGUGACCUUUCUGCCCCACAGGACACAACUGGGGGGCUGAACAUGACCCUGUGACCCCUGAGUGUUCACCAGGGCCUUUAAAAAAUGGCUGGUAUUUGAUGCACAGCUUUUCUCUAGAAGGGGACGACAGGAAUAAUUUUUUAUUUUCCCCGUGUAGUAAACGAUCCAUCAGUGCUGUUCUACAGACCAGAUCAGAAUAUUGCUUUAAAGAGCGUUACAAUAUCAACUUUACUAUAGAAAUAGAUGAAAAUUUACAUAAAUACAGAGUGAUGGCCCCUAUGUGUGGAAAUGGAGUUCUAGAUGAACCAGAAGAAUGUGAUAGUGGCGGACUGGUUGAUCCCUGCUGCUCAUCAACCUGUAGGUUUCUGGGAAAUGCAACCUGCAGCCGGAGCAACUCCGACUGUUGUACUAACUGCACUAUGGCAACCAAAGGCUUGAAGUGUCGGCCAAUCAACGAUGACCUGUGUUCACAGGCAGCUUACUGCGAUGGACGCAGCCUUGAGUGUCCGCCAUCACCGCCAAUUGCUGACAAUGUAACCCAUUGUUUAGAUGAUGGAAGGUGUAUAGCAGGCAGGUGUUUAAGCUACUGUGAGAGACAACACAUUAACCUGAAGCCCUGCAGAUGUAUGACACCAGGUCACGAAUGUUUGCGGUGUUGCCAGUCCCCUGAUGGUGUUUGUAAAAGUUAUGGUGAUGGAAAGGAUGUUGUCACUGAUGGCAGACCAUGUUCCUAUGGAUAUUGUCAGACUGGUGUUUGCAUGAAGAGCAGCAUAGACCUUAUUCACAGAUUGUUUUCUGCUAUAGAAAAUUUGGACUCUAGCACACUCAAAAAACUAAUCAAAAGUAACAUAGUUGGGUUUGUGCUAGUUAUCACCCUUAUUUUUUGGAUUCCAGCAAGCUGUACCGUCAGUUAUAUUGACAAACGCCAAAUUAGGAGGUUUAGAAGUUUACGUGCUCCCAGGACAAAGAGCAUUGUUCCUGUAAAACAACUCAGCAACUAUACCAUCAAAAGGUCUUUGAAACGGCGCUCAACACCCAUUGGAACUACGCAAACUCUGGUCACUGGCGUACAAGGUUCAGCUAAAGGCCUGAUCAUGAGAACCAACACUGCUAAUGUGCAUGUUCAGAUGAGACGUCCAAAGUCCACAGCUAAUGUUCAACCUAAGCUGUACAAACCCAAGUCCUCUGUGAUGGGGUCAUUGGUGUACUCACCUGUGUCUGAUGUAACUGCUGCUGAGGCAGCUCUGUACUCACCUAGCACAAGUUUACCUGUUGCUAGCUCACCUGUAUCAGCUGAUAAUGAGACCACACCCUUAUGUUCAUCUACUCCAUGUGUACCUGUUACUAGCUCACCUUUAGAUACACAUGCAUCAGCUGCCCAUGUGACCACACCCCUAUUUUCACCUGGCGGAGGUGUAUCUAAACCAGGUUUACCUGUGUACUCACCUGCAUCAGUGGUGACUGUUGACCUCACAACAUAUUAUCCACCUGAACACAAAACUACAACAAAAUACACCUUUAAAACUCAACAGGAUGAGACCAGUAUGUAAAAACUUGUCUUAACUUUUUAAAAUCCAUUGAAAAAUUAUUACACCAUGUUGUUUUUUAUCUAAAAAAAAAUGUUUUUUUUUUACUGAAUUUAUUACAUUUGUAAUGGAAUUAUUGGUGAUAAUGUAGUUAAC
Physella acuta is the source of this 1695-nucleotide messenger RNA. Its product is annotated as disintegrin and metalloproteinase domain-containing protein 17-like. Gene Ontology annotation, biological process: Notch signaling pathway; membrane protein ectodomain proteolysis. Lineage: Eukaryota; Metazoa; Mollusca; Gastropoda; Physidae. The record is from RefSeq and is a predicted model, not a curated record. Gene Ontology annotation, cellular component: plasma membrane. Gene Ontology annotation, molecular function: metalloendopeptidase activity.